Molecule: messenger RNA, 991 nt
Organism: Salvelinus sp. IW2-2015
Lineage: Eukaryota; Metazoa; Chordata; Actinopteri; Salmoniformes; Salmonidae
Gene: lmo4lb
Product: LIM domain transcription factor LMO4-B
Source: RefSeq, a predicted model, not a curated record
UUAAUAGUGUAGCUGUCAAAGACGCUAGUGAUAGUUGAGAGUCGGAUGAUAAAUGUAAUUGACUUAAAAAUAUGUUGCAUGCAAUCUCUUUAAAACUCAUUUUAUUACAUUGUAUUUUUGAUAACGUGCGCUUUUUCCUUUUUGGCAUUGCUGUAAAUCGUUUUAAUUAACCACUUUCGAAAAUGUGUCGCUUUAUUUGUGGGAUAUGGAUAUCAUAGAAGCGCUAGUUUGUCAGUCAGAUUUAACUGUUGUUGAAACAUUAUCCGCUGUCGCCCAUUGUUUUCUUUUUUCUUUUUUACAACAACUUCUCCACGUCUGAAUUCUCUGGAACGCACAUCAAGGAGCUUUUGAGGGCUCAGCAUGGUGAACAGUCAGCUGGGUGGGGGUGUGGCGUCACCCCCCAGGUCAUGUGCAGGAUGCGGGGGGAAGAUCGCAGAACGCUUCCUGCUCUUCUCCAUGGAGCGCUACUGGCACACACGCUGCCUCAAGUGCUCCUGCUGCCACGCACAGCUAGGCGACAUUGGCAACACCUGCUACAGUAAAGGAGGCAUGAUCCUGUGUAGGAGCGACUAUAUCAGGUUGUUCGGGCACAGUGGAGCAUGCAGCGCCUGUGGCCAGUCGAUCCCGGCCAAUGAGAUGGUUAUGAGGGCACAGGGCAAUGUGUACCAUCUCAAGUGUUUCACCUGUGCCACCUGUAGAAACAGACUGGUGCCAGGCGACCGCUUCCACUAUGUUAACGGCACCAUCUUCUGUGAGCACGACCGGCCAGAGGCUGCACUGCUCAACAGCCACCUGCCCCCACUCCAGAGUAACCCUGUGCUGCCUGACCAGAAGGUGUGCUGAGUGGUUAGCCUUCAUCCUUCCCUUGUCUCCAGAGGUCUCUCCAUCCCUGCUCCUGAUACUGUUGUUGUGGAUCCUUUUUAAUUGAACCUUUUCUUAAACUAGGCAAGUCAGUUAAGAAGAAAUUCUUAUUUUACAAGGACGGCCUAAC